This is a messenger RNA of Ciona intestinalis (vase tunicate), 3562 nucleotides long. RefSeq lists its product as uncharacterized. Gene Ontology annotation, molecular function: calmodulin binding. The record is from RefSeq and is a predicted model, not a curated record. NCBI's taxonomy places the organism in Eukaryota, Metazoa, Chordata, Ascidiacea, Phlebobranchia, Cionidae.
AUUGGUUAUUCUUUGUAGUUUACUAGUAACUUUCUAAAACAGUGUUGACUACGAAGAAAUGUCUGUACGAUACGGAGCCGUCAAGUUACAGGUUCCAACAGGUUUCAAGCAGUUGUUGGAAAACCUGUCUCGGGAAAUUUUACGAGAGCAGCCGAAAAAUAUUCCAAGUUUUGCCGCAGCUUAUUUCAAUCGUCUACUGGAGCGGCGCGAACAGGGAUUUGCCGAUGGAUAUCUUGUAUCGGAACGAAUCGUGGAGUCGGAGUCAGCACCCGUGGAGGAAGAGGUUUUAGCUCCGAUAGAAGUCGCAGCUGAAGAAGCAGCAACUUUAAGCCAACCGACGGUCGAAGAGAGUAUGCCAGAUCUUACUGAUCCAGAAGUUGAAAAGGCAGCUACCUUGAUACAAGCAAGUUUUAGAGGUUUUACAGCUCGAAAGUCUGCAACCCAUGUAAAUAAGACCCCGGUAAAGAAGCUGCAGAAGCAAUCUGACGAACCUCACUCAUCCCAUCAAAAUCAACCUAAAACAGAAACCACCGACUUCGCCAAAGACGCGUUGGUUGAUGCUCUCAUUGAAGCGGGACAGGAGAAUGAUAUCCAAGAUAGGCCUUCCUCUUCCACAAGCGCCCAAACUGAACCUUCAAUCCAACCAGUACAAGAGGAAACGGUCGAGGCGACUCCUCUAGUUAAAGCAUCUGUACUAUCGGACACAACGAAUGUUGAAGCUGUCGAAACAAAAAGCGAAAAGGUUACCGAGGAGUCUGCAGCCGAGGUCGCAGCUCCCCCCGCGGAAGAAUCUCCUGUUUCAGUUGAAACCGUUGCAGCACAAGAAGAACAGCCAGCAGAAUCGUUACCCGCACCGGCUGCUGAAGAGCAAGCGGAACCUAUUGUGGAGGAUAUGCCUGGGGAAGGGGUGAAGGACACGCCCAAAGGAAGCGCAGAUCCAGCUUCCAUGCUAUCCACACAGAUUGUAUCACGAGCGGAAACAUCAGUGAAUUAUGGGUCAAGUUCUAGUAGUUUUGGUAGCAGCACAGCUUCAUCUUCCACUAUCGAAAACGCUUCUUUGCCUAACGUGAAUAUACAAGCUUCAGUUGAGAAUACUGUAGAAGCAGAGACGCAAUCAGCCGCUGUUGAAGCAUCUGCAGAACCCACAGAAACUGUUGUGGAGAAGGCGGCUGCAAAACAGACAGAGUCGGUUGUAGAAGAAACAGUUGUCGAGCAGACGGAAUCCGUUGUAGAAGAAGCAGCUGUAGAACAGACAGAGUCCGUUGUAGAAGAAGCAGCGGUAGAACAGACGGCGUCAGUUGGAGAAGAAGCAGCUGUAGAACAGACAGAAUCCGUUGUAGAAGAAGCAGCUGCAGAACAGACGGCGUCCGUUGUAGAAGAAUCAGCUGUAGAACAAACAGAAUCCGUUGUAGAAGAAGCGGCCACAGAACAGACGGAAUCCGUUGUAGAACAGACAGAAUCCGUUUUAGAAGAGGCAGCUGUAAAACAGACCGAAUCCGUUGCAGAAGAAGUAGCUGCAGAACAGCCGGAGUCCGUUGUAGAAGAAGCAGCUGUAGAACAAACAGAAUCCGUUGUAGAAGAAGCGUCCCCACAACAGACGGAAUCCGUUGUAGAAGAAGUAGCAGCAGAACAGACAAAGUCCGUUGUAGAAGAUGCAGCUGUAGAACAGACAGAAUUAGUUGUAGAAGAUGCAGCUGUAGAACAGCCGGAGUCCGUUGUAGAAGAAGCAGCUGUAGAACAGACGGCGUCCGUUGUAGAAGAAGCGUCCGCAGAACAGACGGAAUCCGUUGUAGAAGAGGCAGCUGUCGAACAGCCAGAGUCGGUUGUAGAAGAGGCAGCUGUCGAACAGCCGGAGUCGGUUGUAGAAGAGGCAGCUGUCGAACAGCCGGAGUCGGUUGUAGAAGAGGCAGCUGUCGAACAGCCGAAGUCGGUUGUAGAAGAGGCAGCUGUAGCACAGUCGGAGUCAGUUGUAGAAGAAGCAGCGAUGGAACAGACGGCGUCCGUUGUAGAACAAACAGAAUCCGUUGUAGAAGAAUCAGCUGUAGAACAAACAGAAUCCGUUGUAGAAGAAUCCGCUGUAGAACAGACAGAGUCCGCUGUAGAACAAACAGAAUCCGUUGUAGAAGAAUCAGCUGUAGAACAAACAGAAUCCGUUGUAGAAGAAUCAGCUGUAGCACAAACAGAAUCCGUUGUAGAAGAAGCAGCUGUAGAACAAACAGAAUCCGUUGUAGAAGAAGCAGCUGCAGAACAGACGGCGUCCGUUGUAGAAGAAUCAGCUAUAGAACAGACGGAGUCCGCUGUAGAACAAACAGAAUCCGUUGUAGAAGAAUCAGCUGUAGAACAGACGGAGUCCGUUGUAGAAGAAGCAGUUGUAGAACAGACAAACUCCGAUGGGGCAGAAUCGACCACCGAGCCUUCGUGUGAGCCAGGUCCGACUGAAACAGAAGAAAACAAUUUAAUUACGGUCGAAAUCGGCAGUGACGAACCAGUAGCUACAAGUCAGAGCAAGACUAUAGACAAGCAAAUUGAAGUUUUAGCAUCUCAGGAAGAUUCUGUUAAAACCGAAAUUCCACCACAAGAUGAGGUUGAAGGGUCGCAACAGACUCCUGCAGCCGAAGUUUCACAGCAAGAACCGCAGGCAGAGGAAACUGUAGAGGCAACAACUGCUUCACAAGAAACAGCAGGAAAGGAAGAAUCUGAACCUGCACAAACUUCUGUUUUAGAUGAAACACAAGUAACCGAAGCAGAGGCCCCAGUGGUUGAAGCAGAAGCCCCAGCCGUGGCAGCGGAGGCCCCAGCCGUGAAAGCAGAGGCCCCAGCCGUGGAAGCAGAGGCCCCAGCCGUGGAAGCAGAGGCCCCAGCCGUGGAAGCAGAGGCCCAAGCCGUGGAAGCAGAGGCACCAGCCAAUGAUUCAGAGGCCCCAGCCGUAGAAGCAGAGGCCCAAGUCGCUGAAGCAGAGGCCCCAGCCGCUGAAGCAGAGGCCCCAGCCGCUGAAGCAGAGGCCCCAGCCGCUGAAGCAGAGGCCCCAGCCGUUGAAGCAGAGGCCCCAGCCGCUGAAGCAGAGGCCCCAGCCGCUGAAGCAGAGGCCCCAGCCGCUGAAGCAGAGGCCCCAGCCGCUGAAGCAGAGGCCCCAGUCAUUGAAUCAGAGGCCCCAGCCACUGAAGCAGAGACCCCAGCUGCCGAAGAAGCCGCCCCGGCCAUUGAACCAGAAGCCCCAGCCACUGAAGAAGCAGCCCCAGCUGCAGAAACAGAGGCUCCAGCCACUGAAGUAGAAACCACUGCUGCAGAAGCAGAGGCACCAGCCGCUGAAACCACAACAGAAGAUAAGCCAGCAAAGGAAGAAACAACAGACUCUGCUGUAGCUGCUGAAACAGAAAAAAUAGAAUCAAAUGAACAAACCGAAACACAAAAUGCUAAACAAGAAGAUGAAGAAAACGGGGCAGCUGAAAAAUAGUUUUAAUUAAAUUAUAUAAUUAAACUGCAUUUCAUAUUUUAUUGGUUGUAUUUUUAACAAUAAUAUAUUGUCAAAUACUGGGCAGAAAUAAUCAUGAAGGAACACAAA